Procambarus clarkii (red swamp crayfish) is the source of this 2115-nucleotide messenger RNA. The record is from RefSeq and is a predicted model, not a curated record. Lineage: Eukaryota; Metazoa; Arthropoda; Malacostraca; Decapoda; Cambaridae.
AUGGACGCCAAGCAUCAGGCAACAAGGGACGCCAAGCAUCAGGCAACAAGGGACGCCAAGCAUCAGGCGGCAAGGGACGCCAAGCAUCAGGCGGCAAGGGACGCCAAGCAUCAGGCGGCAAGGGACGCCAAGCAUCAGGCAACAAGGGACGCCAAGCAUCAGGCGGCAAGGGACGCCAAGCAUCAGGCGGCAAGGGACGCCAAGCAUCAGGCAACAAGGGACGCCAAGCAUCAGGCGGCAAGGGACGCCAAGCAUCAGGCGGCAAGGGACGCCAAGCAUCAGGCGGCAAGGGACGCCAAGCAUCAGGCGGCAAGGGACGCCAAGCAUCAGGCAACAAGGGACGCCAAGCAUCAGGCGGCAAGGGACGCCAAGCAUCAGGCGGCAAGGGACGCCAAGCAUCAGGCAACAAGGGACGCCAAGCAUCAGGCGGCAAGGGACGCCAAGCAUCAGGCGGCAAGGGACGCCAAGCAUCAGGCAACAAGGGACGCCAAGCAUCAGGCGGCAAGGGACGCCAAGCAUCAGGCGGCAAGGGACGCCAAGCAUCAGGCAACAAGGGACGCCAAGCAUCAGGCAACAAGGGACGCCAAGCAUCAGGCGGCAAGGGACGCCAAGCAUCAGGCGGCAAGGGACGCCAAGCAUCAGGCAACAAGGGACGCCAAGCAUCAGGCGGCAAGGGACGCCAAGCAUCAGGCAACAAGGGACGCCAAGCAUCAGGCGGCAAUGGACGCCAAGCAUCAGGCAACAAGGGACGCCAAGCAUCAGGCGGCAAGGGACGCCAAGCAUCAGGCAACAAGGGACGCCAAGCAUCAGGCAACAAGGGACGCCAAGCAUCAGGCGGCAAUGGACGCCAAGCAUCAGGCGGCAAGGGACGCCAAGCAUCAGGCGGCAAGGGACGCCAAGCAUCAGGCGGCAAGGGACGCCAAGCAUCAGGCAACAAGGGACGCCAAGCAUCAGGCGGCAAUGGACGCCAAGCAUCAGGCGGCAAGGGACGCCAAGCAUCAGGCGGCAAGGGACGCCAAGCAUCAGGCGGCAAGGGACGCCAAGCAUCAGGCGGCAAGGGACGCCAAGCAUCAGGCAACAAGGGACGCCAAGCAUCAGGCAACAAGGGACGCCAAGCAUCAGGCGGCAAGGGACGCCAAGCAUCAGGCGGCAAGGGACGCCAAGCAUCAGGCAACAAGGGACGCCAAGCAUCAGGCGGCAAGGGACGCCAAGCAUCAGGCGGCAAGGGACGCCAAGCAUCAGGCGGCAAGGGACGCCAAGCAUCAGGCAACAAGGGACGCCAAGCAUCAGGCGGCAAGGGACGCCAAGCAUCAGGCGGCAAGGGACGCCAAGCAUCAGGCAACAAGGGACGCCAAGCAUCAGGCAACAAGGGACGCCAAGCAUCAGGCAACAAGGGACGCCAAGCAUCAGGCAACAAGGGUCGCCAAGCAUCAGGCGGCAAGGGACGCCAAGCAUCAGGCAACAAGGGACGCCAACCAUCAGGCGGCAAGAGACGCCAAGCAUCAGGCAACAAGGGACGCCAAGCAUCAGGCGGCAAGGGACGCCAAGCAUCAGGCGGCAAGGGACGCCAAGCAUCAGGCAACAAGGGACGCCAAGCAUCAGGCAACAAGGGACGCCAAGCAUCAGGCAACAAGGGACGCCAAGCAUCAGGCCGCAAGGGACGCCAAGCAUCAGGCGGCAAGGGACGCCAAGCAUCAGGCCGCAAGGGACGCCAACCAUCCAGCGGCAAGGGACGACAACCAUCAGGCAACAAGGGACGCCAAGCAUCAGGCAGCAAGGGUCGCCAAGCAUCAGGCAACAAGGGACGCCAACCAUCCAGCGGCAAGGGACGACAACCAUCAGGCGGCAAGGGUCGCCAACCAUCAGGCGGCAAGGGUCGCCAACCAUCAGGCGGCAAGGGACGCCAACCAUCAGGCGGCAAGGGACGCCAACCAUCAGGCGGCAAGGGACGCCAACCAUCAGGCGGCAAGGGACGCCAAAACUAUCUGUCGACAAAAAUCGCAAAAAUCUAAUGAUAAAUAUCACAAGUCACCGACGGAAAGUAUCUUGAUAGGAAAUGGUAAUAGCGGCCGAGGAAGUUCUAUCACCGGCGUUCAUAUCUGGCGAGAAAAAUAA